Messenger RNA from Pseudovirgaria hyperparasitica, 1551 nucleotides. RefSeq lists its product as uncharacterized. The transcript is spliced from 3 exons. The record is from RefSeq and is a predicted model, not a curated record. NCBI's taxonomy places the organism in Eukaryota, Fungi, Ascomycota, Dothideomycetes, Acrospermales, Acrospermaceae. Bases 1 to 1551 code for a protein of 516 amino acids.
AUGACGAAGCUGAACUACUCAAAUAGAAAAUCCACCGGCGACAAGUUGGGCCACAUUGUCGCAAAGGACAUUAGAAAACUGCUUCCCUCCUCCAUAAACAAAAGUGGUUCCCAUCGAAAGAAAAGCGCUCUCGAGAUCAUCAUACCUGGAAAGGAUCUCACUGAUACUGGACUGAAGGAAGUGGCGCUAGCCUUGCAAGAUGUAUUGGAAGAAGUGGCCGGAGGGCCUGCGGCCAGUCUCGAAGAACUCAUCAUAUCUGACAAUGUGCUGACGACAAGAUCUCUGUCGUAUCUUGCUCCUGUGAUUGAACUCGCUGCAUUCCAUCUUCGAGACAUAGAUCUAUCGAACAACAAAAUCUCCGUAACUGAUGACCAGAGCGCUGCAGAAUGGGAAUUAUUUCUCUCAUCGUUCCGCAACUGUUCGGCACUGAGACGACUGGAUAUGUCUCGUAACGACCUGUCCGGCCCGCUCGCAUUCGAGCUGUUCAGCAAAGUUUAUGGCUGCCAGAGCCCGGUGAACCCUGCAGACUUGCCUUCCGACGAAGGUCUAAGGUACGACCAUGAAUCUUCACUCGAGUCGAGAUCAAGUGCGCUUAGUAUUGCAGAGCCUGUGAAUGAUGACAGCCGCGAGAGCUUGUUGGCAAAAGCAACAAUGUUCAAGAGAAGGCAAGGACUUCGUGCAGUUCCGUACAUUAUUGUCAACCAAACAAAUAUGACCGAUUCUGGUGCCCUCUUCCUCUCUUAUGUUCUGACAGAGCACUACUAUCCACUUCAUCUGGACAUCCAAGGUAAACCUGGACCCUUCGAAUCUCAGUUGGAGGAGUAUGGCGAAAACAAGUCAUGUUCAGGGCUGAUGUAUCUACCAAAUGACUCGCUGUCAUCUUCUGGUGAAAGAAUACUCUGUCUCGCGGAGGACAUUCGACGACAAACGCUUCAUAGUGAGGCAGAUUCCCUCAUACCCGAGGAAACAUCUUCGUUCCUACGACGAACAUCGGGUCAACCUAAAUCCUUUCGACGAUCCUCAGAUCAGGGGCAAUUUGGUGAAUUGAGGGGCUCUACCGCUGCUGAUCUCGAAAGUAUGAGAAGAAAGCUCCAGAGGACUGAGAUCGAGCAGAAUGGAGUUCACGGAGUACAGCUUUGGAAAGCAGCGAUUAGGCUCUUGGUACUUGCCCGAAAGUUCUGUGGUCAAUCAAGGAGCAGGUCAAGACUAACAACGAGACCGGGGGCGACGCGCAUUGCAGGGAAUAGAUUGACGGCAUUUGGCGCCCGUCUCACACGCCCUGUUCGGGAUCGAUGGGAGUAUUACCCUCAGGUGAAGACUUUAGAAUCAUGCCCAUUUGGGUUACCAGAUGAUCUAUGGGAACCCAUAGUAGCAGACGGGGCAGGCGCGUCAGGCAAACUUAGCCAGCACCAAAUCAAAACAGUGAUGCGGUGGGCAGGUGAUAAAAACAAUCUAAAAUCGGAGGGUCAGAUGCUGGGGAAAGAUGUCAGCACGCAGAUAUGGACCGUUCUGCACGAUAUGGGGUGUCUCGUGUAUUCUCAAGUCGUGUGA